AUGGAGAUAGAAAUCACAGACCAAAACCUCGAAACUGCCCCUUCAUCUAAUUCACCUAUCCAUGACAGUUCAUGUAAUAGUAGUGUUACUGACAACUUUUUCACUUGCGAAAUCUGUAUCGAACCAGUUCUUCUAAACCAGAAAUUUAAGAACAUGGAGAUGGAUGGAUGCCUUCACCCUUAUUGCACUGACUGCAUCGUCAAGUACAUCGAAGUAAAAGUUAUACAUGACAACAUUUCGGAGAUACAAUGUCCUAAUAGCAAUUGCACUGUCUUCUUAAACGCUUUAUCCUGUCGCUCCAUUCUCCCCACAUUCGUGUUCGAGAAAUGGUGUCGUGUACUUUGUGAAUCAGUUGUAUUAAUGGAAUCAUCAAAAGGUGGGUUUGCCUAUGGGAGAUCUUAUUGCCCUUUUCGUGAAUGUAGCGAAUUAGUUUUAAACGAGUGUGUCAUGACAAUUGCAUUUUCAAGUACUUCAAGUAGUUCAAAUAUCAGAAAAUCAACCUGUCCAAAUUGCAAGAAGAUAUUCUGUUUUCACUGUAUGGUUCCAUGGAAGGAAAAUCAUAGACGUCAUAGAAGAGGUAAUCUGGUAAAUGACGUCGAUAGAAACGAUCUUCUGUUCCUGGAGACUGCUAGACAACAGAAAUGGACUCGAUGUCCAAAUUGCAGCUGUUAUGUGGAACAUGUAAAGCCACAUUUUGUUAUCGGUGUGGAUGCAAGAUUUGUAUAUGCGAAGUAA
This is a messenger RNA of Papaver somniferum (opium poppy), 735 nucleotides long. Its product is annotated as probable E3 ubiquitin-protein ligase RNF217. The transcript is spliced from 2 exons. The record is from RefSeq and is a predicted model, not a curated record. Gene Ontology annotation, biological process: protein polyubiquitination; positive regulation of proteasomal ubiquitin-dependent protein catabolic process; ubiquitin-dependent protein catabolic process. Gene Ontology annotation, molecular function: metal ion binding; ubiquitin conjugating enzyme binding; ubiquitin protein ligase activity. Gene Ontology annotation, cellular component: cytoplasm; ubiquitin ligase complex. Bases 1 to 735 code for a protein of 244 amino acids. Lineage: Eukaryota; Viridiplantae; Streptophyta; Magnoliopsida; Ranunculales; Papaveraceae.